Molecule: messenger RNA, 1771 nt
Organism: Aegilops tauschii subsp. strangulata
Lineage: Eukaryota; Viridiplantae; Streptophyta; Magnoliopsida; Poales; Poaceae
Product: F-box protein At5g49610
Molecular function (GO): protein binding
Source: RefSeq, a predicted model, not a curated record
ACUGCUAAUGCUUUUGCGGCCCAACAUUACCCACUGGCCACUACCCCCAUUGCGCUACAGUAACAUUUCCCCAAUCGGUGGGUUACGGAACCCCCGUCGCCGCCUACGCCGCCGCCGUCGCGUCCGACGAACAAUCGCACCCUACGCCGCCGCCUCAAGCCAAGCGGCGCCAUGGAGGAGAAGAGCUCUGGGCACAAGAAGGCAAGGGCGACCAACCCUCCGGCGUCGGCGCAGGAGAUGGCGGCGGCGGCCAGCCCCCUCACGGAUGACCUCAUCGUGGAGAUCCUGUCCCGCCUCCCCGCCAGGUCCGUCCACCGCGUCAAGUGCGUCUCGCCGUCCUGGCGCGCCCUCAUCGCGGACCCGGCCAACCGCAAGAAGCUGCCCCAGACCCUCGCCGGCUUCCUCUACAGCACCUACCACUGGGCAGAUCCUCGCUUCCAAAAGUUUCAUUUGGCCAACGUCUCCGUCGGCGCAGCCCCGCCGGUCGACCUGUCCCUCUCUUUCCUGCCACCCGACAAGUACUUGUACGUCGACCAGCUGGACGCCUGCAAUGGCCUUCUCCUCUGCCUCUGCUACAUGGCCCCUUCUUCUCCUUCAACGGACAAGCGUACGCCGCUUGAAUCUCAUUUCAUCGUGUGCAAUCCGGCCACCAAGAGGUGGGUCGAUCUGCCCCCUCACGCCAAGGUGCCAAAUGGCCAUCGCGGUGUAGCUCGUUUGGGUUUUGAUCCAGCAGUAUCGUCCCAUUUCCAUGUUCUUCAGUUUGAGAAGACCGAUCAGGAGGAUUGCGUCACAGGAGUGAACAUCUACUCUUCGCAAACUGGAGCUUGGAAGCGUAGACAAAGCCGCUUGGUUGAGAAAAUUACCCUGUACGCUGGCCUUGCAAGUGUCUUCUUUCACGGUAUGCUGCACUUGCUUGGUAUGCUGAAACCCAUGAAGUUGGACGACGAUGCUGUGCUGGUAGCAGUGGACAUGGAGGGGCAGGUGUGGAAGGCUAUCCGUGUGCCGUCAGGUGGUUUGAGUUUUGGUACGAUUGGAUUGUCACAGGGGUGCUUGCACUAUGCUACCACACCCCUAGGUAUUGUUGACAAGAACAAGAAGGAGGAUACAUCCCUAGCUACCAAGAUAGCAUCAGUCUGGUGCAUGGAAGAUUAUGAUAGUAAAGAAUGGGUCUUGAAGCAUAGUGUCAGCAAUGAUGAGUUAGGAAGCAAAACUAGGGCGGAGUACAAGGUGACUGCUAUUCAUCCAGACCGUGACACUAUUUUCCUGGAUUCAUGUGAUGUUGAUACAUUGGCAUCUUAUGAUAUGCAACAUCGGGAAUUCUGUCGUAUCCUUAAUCUUAAGAAAGACAGAGCACCACUAUUUGUACCCUAUGUUCCACUAUUCUCAGACUCAUUAGCAGGUGCAGAUGGUCAGUAGUGUCAGCUCAAGUAGCCGCUAAACUCAAGCUUGUGCUUCUUCAAGGAAUUGGCUCAUCUUCUGUAGGCUGGACUAUUUGUCUGUUAAUUUCUGAAUCUACUUAAAUUAUAUCCUCAAUUUGCUGGCGCGUAUACUCCUGCUAGCUUGAUUUUCUGUUCGGAGCAAUCCCUAGUGACCUCAGAGGUUAAGCAUAUUGCAGUCCCAAAGAACAUGGUUACUGUUUUUCUUGUUUGUCCUAGAUACAAAUUAGUUUCAUGUGGCUAAAUUAUUCUGAAAUAUGGUUUUCUUGGCCAUAAUAUUUAAGGCUUAUGUGCGCCAAGUCCUAAUAUGGCGACUGUGGUCUGAUUUGUUUUUA